AUACAAUACAGCUUUGAUAGCUAAGGCCAUGGCAAUAAUCUGAAAUUCCUAACCCUAACUUCACGUUUGUUUACACUUUUGAAUUUUCAUUUGAUAUUUGUUGUUAACUCUACUGUUGGAUGUUGUAACUUGUAACCUCGCAAAUGCUACAAUUUUAAUAUUUUUGUAAAUCCAACAGGAAGUUUAUGAAUUCUGCAACCAUGCUAUUCUCUGCCGAACUCACAGAAGUUAAAGUGGUGCAUAAUGUAUUAAAAUCUGUUGCCAUGAAAGAGUUUGCAAUUUUUCGUCCAGCAGAAGAAGGCCUUAAAGUUACAUUAGACGAAAUGAGGUGUAUCGAAACAUCAGUCUAUAUACCAGCGAAUAUUUUUUCAAUGUAUCACAUAGCCGACGUAGACGAUAUAAAGUUCAAAAUAAAUUUAAACACUUUAACUAAUAUCUUAAAUAUAUUUGAUGAUGAUGGUACUACUUUGAAACUGACUUAUAAAUCAGUAGGAUCUCCCUUGUGUGUAACUAUUAGCCAUGGCGAAGAAAAUAUAACUGUGGAUUGUGAAAUGAAAACACUGAAUAUAGACAAUCAAGCAUCUGCAAGUUUAGCCGAGGAAUGUAAUUUGAAUAAAAUAGUUAUUAGUGCUAAUAUGUUUGCAGAACUUUUGCAAAGGCUUGAUAAUUCAGCAGAAAAUCUACAAAUAACUUUUUGUCCAGACUUUCCAUAUUUUACUUUAAAGAGUACAAGUCUGUCUGGAAUCUCGGAAGUAAGUUUAAGUAAAAAUGCAGAUUCUGUAACUAUUUUUAAAUGCAAGGAAAAAACAGAUUUUACAUACGCCUUUUCAAAUAUAAGGCAUAUAAUCAAAGUUAUGCAUUAUGCAAACAAAGUGGCUGUAUCCACAGGAGAAUCAGGUCUGUUAGGCCUCCAAUUAGUGAUUACUUCAGAAGAGAAUCAAAUGUAUGUUGAAUAUUAUGUUGUAUCCCAGUACAUGAGAGAAGAUUAAAUAAUUUUUUUAAAGAAUAUAUUUUUAAUAAAAAAAAAAUAGUUAUUGUUUAACAGAUUUCCCAACAGCUUCACUUAUAUUUUUGUAACCAUCUUUUUCUAAUAAGUCUACUAGUUCUUUCUUUAUUCUAGUGACUACUGGCGGGCCAUCAAAUGCCAAAGUGGAAUAAAUUUGAACCAGACUAGCACCAGCUUUAAUUUUUUCAUAGGCAUCUUUUCCAGUCGAAAUACCACCCACCCCUAGAAAUAAUUUACUGUAUAGCCACUAUUUGUAAUUUCAAACUUGCUCACCAAUUAUCACAGCCCCAUUAGUGAGUAGGCUCAUUUCCAUUAUCAUUUGGGUCGACAUGUCUCUUAAAGGUGCACCACUUAGUCCUCCUACUUCAUUUUUAUGGUCGCUGUUCAAUGAAGGCCUUUGCACUGUUGUAUUACAAACUAUUAAACCAUCUACCUAAUUUAUUUGUAUUUUUUUGGUAAAUGCUAAAAUUUUUAUAAAGAAAAUUCGGUCCUACCUUGCAAUCCUUUUCUUUUAUAACUUCAGCAAUAUCUUUUUUUUCCUCAUAGCUGAGAUCUGGUGCUAAUUUCAAAAGUAAUGGAGGUUUAGGAUUAACGUUCAAACUAUCUCUUGCUGCAACUACAGCUUUUAAGAGUUGCUUUAGAUUUUCUUUAUUUUGGAGGCUUCUUAA
Molecule: messenger RNA, 1674 nt
Organism: Ceutorhynchus assimilis (cabbage seed weevil)
Lineage: Eukaryota; Metazoa; Arthropoda; Insecta; Coleoptera; Curculionidae
Source: the annotation of a GenBank genome assembly